This is a messenger RNA of Aspergillus oryzae RIB40, 1215 nucleotides long. RefSeq names its product NAD(P)/FAD-dependent oxidoreductase. Lineage: Eukaryota; Fungi; Ascomycota; Eurotiomycetes; Eurotiales; Aspergillaceae. The record is from RefSeq and is a predicted model, not a curated record. Bases 1 to 1215 code for a protein of 404 amino acids. Gene Ontology annotation, molecular function: NAD(P)H dehydrogenase (quinone) activity. The transcript has a single exon. Gene Ontology annotation, biological process: aerobic electron transport chain.
AUGCAGAGAAUAGUGGUUAUCGGGACGGGCUUUGCUGGAAUGUGGAGCGCCCUUGCUGCCAUGCGCUUGAUUGACCUGCACGGAGGGAAAGCUACCGGCAUUGAAGUGACGGUCGUGUCGCCAGAGCCAACACUGGUUAUACGUCCCCGAUUGUACGAAUCAGGCGCGAAAAACAUGAGUGCUUCGCUUGAAGAUCUUUUCCGUGUCACAGGUAUCCACUUUGCCAAAGGCACAGUCGAGACUAUCUACGUCCCGCAACGCCUGGUGAAGAUUGUGGACCAAGCUGGGGUGUGUUCGACCAUUUCGUACGACCGGCUUGUGCUAGCAGCCGGCAGUCGCUUGAGACGUCCAAAUAUCCCCGGGCUUCGUGGGCACUCAUUCAGCAUCGACCAGCUUGGGGAGGCGGCAGACUUUGAGGCUCAUCUGCACAGUCUAGCCUCCCUUCCUCCUAGCCCGGCUCGCAAUACGGUUGUCGUUGGAGGCGGCGGCUUUACGGGUGUUGAAAUUGCAGCUGAGCUACCCGAACGUUUACGUUCGAUCCUCGGCCAGGAGGCAGAAGUGCGCGUCGUCAUUGUCGAACAGGCCACCGAAAUUGGCCCUGAACUGGGAGCCAACCCACGACCAGUCAUUACUCAAGCCCUAGCAGAGCAGGGGGUGGAAACAAAACUUGGGGCGGGAGUUAUGUCAGUGGACGACAAAGGUGUGGUGACUACCAGCGGCGAGCGCAUUGAGUCCCUCACGGUCCUCUGGACAGCUGGACUAGAAGCAACCCCAUUGACGCAGCAGAUACCAGGGGCAAAAGACAAAUGCGGCCGUCUUCAUGUCGAUGUGGAUCUGCGCGUUCCAUCCGCGAAGGAUAUCUUUGUGGCAGGUGAUGCAGCCCUGGCCGAAACAGAUGGCAACGGCCACUAUGCAAUGAUGUCGUGUCAGCAUGCCAUGCCCCUCGGCCGCUUUGCCGGGCACAAUGCUGCUGCCGAUUUGCUGAACGUUCCGACUAAGCCCUACUCUCAACCUACAUAUGGAACGUGCCUUGACCUGGGCCCAUGGGGAGCAGUUGUCACUGAGGGCUGGGAUCGUACAGUCAGGUUCAAAGCAUCUGUGGCUAAACCGAUCAAGGAAAAUAUCAACCGUGUUGUGAUAUAUCCGCCUAGUGCUAAUCGUGCCGAAGCGUUUGCUGCUGCUGACCCAGACAGCCCUGGCCCUACUUUGACUUGA